Messenger RNA from Prunus armeniaca (apricot), 1182 nucleotides. Lineage: Eukaryota; Viridiplantae; Streptophyta; Magnoliopsida; Rosales; Rosaceae. The record is from the annotation of a GenBank genome assembly.
AUGAGCUGGUGGUGGGCAGGAGCCAUAGGAGCUGCAAAGAAAAAGUUUGAUCCCAACGAUGCACCACCCAAGUACCAGAGCGUGGCACUGGUGGCCGGGGUCACGGGGAUAGUGGGCAAUAGCCUUGCCGAGAUCCUGCCGCUCCCCGACACCCCCGGUGGGCCCUGGAAGGUCUACGGGGUUGCCCGCAGGGCCCGCCCGGAGUGGAACGCUGAUCAUCCCAUCGAGUACAUCCAAUGUGAUCUCUCAGACCCUCAUCAAACACAUUCUGAACUCUCCCAACUGACCGAUGUCACACACAUCUUUUACGUCACUUGGGCCAGCAAGCCCACGGAAGCAGAGAACUGCGAGGCCAAUGGCAACAUGUUUCGAAACUUGUUGGAUGCUGUGAUCCCAAAUGCACCAAAUUUGCAGCACAUAUGCUUGCAAACAGGUCGCAAGCAUUAUAUUGGUCCAUUUGAAAUGUGGGGAAAAUUUGAGCCUCCUGAGCCUCCGUUUCAUGAGGACCUCCCAAGGCUCAACGUGCCCAACUUUUACUUUACAUUGGAGGACAUUUUGUUUGAGGAAGUGAAGAAGAAGGAGGGGUUGACAUGGUCAGUUCACAGGCCUAGUGUGAUUUUCGGGUUUUCGCCUUAUAGCUUGAUGAACAUAGUGGGGAGUUUGUGUGUUUACGCUGCGAUUUGUAAGCACGUAGGGAAGAAACUGAGGUUUUCGGGGAGCAGAGGAGCGUGGAACGGGUACUGGGAUGCCUCAGAUGCUGACCUGAUUGCUGAGCAUGAGAUAUGGGCAGUAGUUGAUCCUUAUGCAAAGAAUGAGGCUUUCAAUUGCAGCAAUGGGGAUGUGUAUAAGUGGAAGCAUUUGUGGCGGGUUUUGGCAGAACAGUUUGACAUGGAGUUUGAGGACUUUGAUGAUGAUGACGAGGGCGAAUCGAGGCCAAGCAUGGAGGAGAUGAUGAAAGAUAAGGGGCCAGUGUGGGAUGAGAUUGUGAGAGAGAAUGGUCUGGUGCCUACAAAAUUGGAAGAGAUUGGGAAUUGGUGGUUUGUGGAUGUCAUAUUUGGGGUAGAGUCAAGUGUGGACAGUAUGAAUAAGAGCAAAGAUCAUGGCUUUGUGGGGUUCAGGAACUCAAGGACAUCAUUUGUAACUUGGAUUGAUAAGAUGAAAUCUUACAGACUUGUUCCUUGA